AUGACUGUUCACCGACCUCUCCAGAACGCAAAACGCGCGCGUGGCCGACCACCGAAUGCCGGCCCUCUCCAAACGCAGAUAAUCGUGGACAACGUGGGCGAAUACAGAUCGCUGAAGGCCAGACGCGCACCUCAAAGUGACAUCUCUGUGGCCGUGAACAAGAUGUCUAGACAACUCAUACAACAAUUCGGCUGGGAUAGCCCCCUACGUGCAUCUGGAGUGGUCGAGCGCGGAGAGCACGACGACUCAACACCGGAAGAAGGCCAACAGAAGCGCAAGGACGAGACGCUCAAGAAGGUUAGAAAGGAAGUCAUGAAGAUCUGGAGAAAGACCCUCACGAUUGAGGCGGAGCCGUCGAUACAAGGCUCACCGCAACUCAUAGAUUUGAUCAAGACUUUCGCCUCCAAACCACGCCGGAGGCAGGAUUACAAGAUAUGGGCCAAGUCGAAGCCGCGUCCCGCUCUCGAAAAGGAGGUGGACUCACGUCAUGCAGCCGCGUUGGAGAGCAUAGAGCCAGGUUCUACGCCGCCACCGCGGGUAUCGAUAUGGAACACAGUCGCAUCGGAGUGGUAUAAGCUGGCGGGACCGAAGGAUAAGAAGGUAACUCGCAAGCAAGCCAGACGUAUUCAUCGACGGGCCAUGAAAGAAUGGGAGGCGAGCGCUUCCACAAUGCCUCAGUCGCCCGAGGAAGCGAUCCGGUUUAUGGAGCGUUCCCAGACGUUCUUAGGCGAUCUCAUGCAUUUCUUUGCCAAUCGCAUAUCCGGAAUAGCGAUCGUGUUUCUCAGUGGACCUGAGGGGUCAAGUUUGAUAUCUGAAGGCGUCUGCAACAUAGCUGACAUGCCGAAAGUAAUGCAUACCGAGGCGAACCCGUGGGGUACGAAACGCUUCCAACACGACUUGGCGACGCAAGCGCAAACACUGAACAAUGCUAAAUGGGGCGUAACGUCAGCCUCGAACUUGUCUGGAGCUGGAGAUUGGGUGGAGAAUGGCGGCGAAGACCAAUAUGAGGCGAGAGGGGGUCAGAUCGAGGCCUUUCAAGUGGGUGAUGGGGUGCGCGAACUGGAGACAGAGAAGGAACUCAGUGGCGGAGAAGAGGAAGACCGGGAUGACAACGGUGAUGAAGCUGAGAGCAGUGAAGACUUGAGUGCCGACGAAGCUGCCGACGUUGACGCCGUUCGCGGCGUCGAGUUCGUUCUACCCUCUCGACCCUUGCAUGAGGAUGCAAUACCGUCGCGUCCUGUUCGUGCCCCAGCAUCAGAGCAAACAACGUCGCAGGCCCUCGUUCUCUCCGGCCGCGAAAGUCAAGACUCCACAGUCGUUCACUCUGCCAAUCUUGCGGUUGAGAUGCAACCAGGGCGUCUCGCGGCCAUGUCGUCUGCGUUUGGAUCUCAAUAUCAUCGUCGCGAGCAGACGGCAGAGGACCUGAAUGAAAGCCCAGUUGAGUAUAAUCGUGCCUUUCGUGCUUUAAUCGCGAAGAUCCUGCCGCGAAAGGUGUGGUUGGAGGAGUCCAAUACUGUCAACUUUCUCAAGGCAGUACCACCCAAACUAUCUGGUCGGGUAAGCACGAGCUCAGCAUGCAAGCUCAGCCUCGCCUACUUGUCUUAUGAGCAAAGCAAAGCGGAGGAGCUGGCAUUGGUGAUGAAGACAAUGGGUGCAUCCGCCGUACCGACCCCGGUCUAUACGAAUACGCUGUACCAACGGGGUUUUACGUCGCGUUGGAAUGGAAGAGCGGACAGCGUUGAGACCAGGACUCCAGCCAAGCUAGACGCAGACGUGAACGUGACUUUACCACGCCAAUGGGCGCUGCUUCAGCCGGCGGAGCGCCUCGAUAUGCAAGGGUGCAUAUGUGUUGCGCCAAAUGUCGAUAUGGACUGGCGUAACGUUCUUGCCCCUGGUCUAGAAGGCAUACGCCUUCUCGUUGUGACGACUUUGGUGUGGGCCUACAACAUCAAAGACGACGAGCUGACUGAAUGGUCGAGCCUGGCCACAGACAUGAUCCAAGUUCUCGGUGUCUUACUCGAACAGGAAUGUCUACGAGCAGCUACUAGCGCUACAGCAAACCUCAGCGAUGAGGAUGAUGGGCUUAGACCUAAGAAGUCAGCGCGUACAUGGAAGAAGAGCGCUAAGCUACGGGAGAUGGAAAGUCGCAGUGUCAGUUGA
Messenger RNA from Peniophora sp. CBMAI 1063, 2160 nucleotides. The record is from the annotation of a GenBank genome assembly. NCBI's taxonomy places the organism in Eukaryota, Fungi, Basidiomycota, Agaricomycetes, Russulales, Peniophoraceae.